Cyprinus carpio (common carp) is the source of this 3161-nucleotide messenger RNA. RefSeq names its product homeobox protein otx5-like. NCBI's taxonomy places the organism in Eukaryota, Metazoa, Chordata, Actinopteri, Cypriniformes, Cyprinidae. Gene Ontology annotation, cellular component: nucleus. The record is from RefSeq and is a predicted model, not a curated record. Gene Ontology annotation, molecular function: RNA polymerase II cis-regulatory region sequence-specific DNA binding; DNA-binding transcription factor activity, RNA polymerase II-specific. Gene Ontology annotation, biological process: regulation of transcription by RNA polymerase II; multicellular organism development.
CGCCUCCUCCUCACUUCAUCUCACUGUCACACGGAGACGGAGACGCGCGCACCGAGCACCGGACACCGGACACCCCGCCACUGAUGCCCGCUGGAGCUCAGAGAGACAGAGUCACAGCAUCCGAGAGACUGCCAAACUAAAGAUCCACUACACAGAGACAGAAGGAGAGAGAGAGAGGAGAGAGAGAGAGUUUAUAGUCAUGAUGUCCUACAUGAAACAGCCGCAUUACUCGGUGAACGGUUUGACUCUGUCCGGUACAGGGAUGGAUCUCCUGCACUCCGCUGUCGGUUACCCCAACACUCCGCGGAAGCAGCGGCGCGAGAGAACCACCUUCACGCGCGCGCAGCUCGACAUCCUCGAGGCACUGUUCGCCAAGACGCGGUACCCGGAUAUCUUCAUGAGAGAAGAGGUGGCUCUUAAGAUCAACCUGCCCGAGUCCAGAGUCCAGGUGUGGUUUAAGAACCGUCGUGCGAAGUGCCGCCAACAGCAGCAGCAACAGACCAGCGGUCAGACCAAACCCAGACCACCGAAGAAGAAGUCAUCUCCAGCCCGAGAGCCCAGCAUCAGCGAGCCCAGCGCCAGCACCAAUGGCCCCUACAGCCCCCCGCCGCCUCCUCCACCCGGCACAGCCAUCACCCCGAGCUCCAGCUCCACCAGCGCCACCGUGUCCAUCUGGAGCCCGGCCUCCAUCUCUCCGCUUCAGGAUCCGCUGUCGGUCUCCAGCACGCCCUGCCUGCAGCGCUCCAGCGCCUACCCCAUGACCUACACCCAGGCCCCGGCCUACGGGCAGAGCUACGCCUCCUCGUCCUACUUCACCGGGCUGGACUGCAGCUCGUAUCUGUCCCCCAUGCACCCGCAGCUGUCGGCCACAGGGGGCGCUCUCAGCCCCAUGAGCGGAGCACUCAGCCAGUCGCCCGCCUCGUUCUCGUCACAGGGCUACACCGCCGCGUCGCUGGGCUUCGGCGCCGUCGACUGCUUAGACUACAAGGACCAAACGGCGUCCUGGAAGCUCAACUUCAACGCUGCAGACUGUCUGGACUACAAAGACCAGAACUCCUGGAAGUUCCAGGUCCUGUAGAGCAUCUAGAAGAAGCUUCACUGCACUUCUAUACGGUUCCAAAAUUGGUCUUUAGGCAGCAAUGCCAUAAACAGACGAUUUUUGGAUCCCCAAAGAAUCUUUGAGUGAACAGUUCUGAAAAAAGUGUAAAAGAAUCUGCUGAAAAAAAUAAAUAAAUAAAAAUAGAACCCCAUAGUGUUAGUAGAACGCUUUACAUGCAAUGCAAGUUGCGUAAUCAAAUUACCUUUUCCAAGUAACUAAUAAAGUAAGCUAUUACUUUUAAAUUUACAAUGAAAUACCAGAGUUACUUUUUCACAUAAAUAACACCAGUUAGUUUUCUUAUGUUUUGACUGACAGCUCUAUUGAGAGAAAUCAGAGACGCAGGCACUUCCUUCAGCCUGAAGAUUAUUCAAUUAACCUUGGGUUUAAAAAAUAUCACUUUUGGGUUUUUUGUUUUAAAAAACGAAUAAUCAAGCCCAGCACAGGUGACAGAAGGUAACGCAAAAGUGAUGUAAUGCAUUACUUUCCAUGAAAAGUAACUAAGUAAUGCAAUUAUUUACUUUUUCAUGAAGUAUCGCAAUAUUGUAAUGCAUUACUUUUAAAAUGCAUUACUUUCCCCAACACUGUUUGCAGUGGUUUUAAUAGAAACUGUCACGGCCUACUGGUAAUUUGCUGCUUUCUAUUGGUGGCAUGUUAAAACCACUGAAUACUAAUGACUUUCUGCCCAAAACACACUACUGGAAACCAUUUGAUUCACUCUUAAAAAUAAAGGUCCAAAAUUUUUUUCUUUUCUUCUUGCAGUGAUACCAUAAAAGAAGCAUUUUGGGUUCCCCAAAGAGCCUUUCACUGAACACUUUUCUACAUUUUAUCAUCUUUUUCCACUGUAAAGAACCUUUUAUGGAAGGGAAAGUUCCCGUGGAUGUUAAAGGAUCUUCAUGGAUGCCAAUGAAGAACAACUUUUAAUGGUUUUAAUGGCUAACAGUUGAUGGUUUGUGAUGUUUAUAAUGGUAUUUGUAGUGCAAACCAUUAGAGCUUCUGUCAUGGUUUUAUUGCCAUUGAUGGUUCCGAAAACCUUUGACAUCAAUCAAAUUUUGAAACCGUUUCUUUAGGUUUUAAAAAGGAAGAAAACCUGAACUGAAAGGUUCUUUAAGCAGCCCAAAAUGGUUCUUCCAUCGCUGUGAAAACUCCCUUUGGUACCUUUAUAUUGAAGAGUGAUAUUGUUCUUUUUCAGCAGCUCUUUCCUUUUGUCCAGUGGAAAGGUUCCAUGAAGAACCUUUAUUUUUCUGAAUGUGGAUAACGAAAUAUCCAUAUUCUGAACCGUUCACGCGCGAGUGAAGCGUUUGGACGACAUGGACAGAAGUUCAGCUGAGUGUGGAGUGUAGAUGGAGAUGUUUCUAACAGUCUGUCUUGAUUAUUUCUGAGUAAUGCUGAAUGAGAUGUAGCUGGUAGAUGAUAGAAGUGCUGAAGAAGCUCAGAUGUUUAGUGCAGUGAUUUACAUCUCAACACGGUUAGAGGACAAUCAUCUUCAUCAUCUGAACUGCUGAAGCACUGUCUUCUUGUUUUAGGAGGUUUAUCAUUAGAUGAGAUUUCAACCUUCAGAAUCCCAAAUGUUUGUGAACAAGCUGCUUUUGAAACUGAAGAACGAACUGCAAAGUCCUGCUCAGAGCCUCCAGGAGCAAAGCAUGCUGGGACACGUGAACUCUAGCUGAAGAUGUUUCGUUUAUGUUUUCUGAAUUGAUAUUUUGAUUAGAUCCAACAUCUGUUGUUUCUUCUAAACCUGUGAAAUGUUCAGUAUUUACUCUCAUUUACACGACUGUGAUUCUGAAACGUCAAACUUUACUUGAAUGAAAUCAUGUGUUGAGUUACAUGGAAUUAAACGACCACAAACUCUCUCACGCUUGACGUUUAGAUUCUGCCAACAAUCAGCGGUUGUUUUCUUGUCAAUCUCAGGGUUUCUGACGCUCAGACGCAGAGCUUCAAUCAGCGCUCUUUUCUGAUGCAAGAUUCUGUCUUUCUUUGUAAUGUCCUGCUUUUUCAUUGUGUUUGCAUUUAGUCUUGUAGAUUUGAGACUUUUAAUGAAUUAUAAAUAAACAUUUCUUUCCAU